Acaromyces ingoldii is the source of this 2922-nucleotide messenger RNA. RefSeq lists its product as hypothetical. Bases 1 to 2922 code for a protein of 973 amino acids. The record is from RefSeq and is a predicted model, not a curated record. NCBI's taxonomy places the organism in Eukaryota, Fungi, Basidiomycota, Exobasidiomycetes, Exobasidiales, Cryptobasidiaceae. The transcript has a single exon.
AUGGCACAUACCCAGGCUCAGCUCCGCGGCAGCAUCGAGGACUGCUGCGGCCGCAUUUCCUCGCUCGAGCGCGCGCACGAGGCCAACAGGCCUGCUCUGGCACAGCUCGAUUCGCUCCAAGAGGGCGCGGCGUCGGUGGAGCGGAGGAUGCGCAUCAUCGAGACGGCCCAGAUCCAACUGCAGGAGACGUGCGACUCGCUGAGGAGCGAGGCCAAGCGGCACUUUGUCGAAGGACGCAGGCGUCUCGAUGCAAUGGAUACAAAGCUCGCUCAAGCAUCGUCAGCAGCGGCAACAUCUACGAGCAGCAAAGACGAGGAAAAGGCCCGCGCGACGAAGCUGCUCGAAUUGCUGAAGCCCCAGCUGUCGAGCAUCGUCGCCCACACCGUGAUUCAUGUCCUCGGCGAGAUGCAGGCGCCCCGUACCGCCACUGGCCAGCAGGACAGCAACAUGGUCUCGCCCUCGGCCAGCUCGAUCUUUUCGAGCUGCCGCACGGCAAGCGAUGCUGCUGACAGCCCCACAAAGGAGCCUGCGCCGCAACUCGACCUGCAGCAGCGCCUCGCACUCGAGCGCCUCAUCCACCACUCGGACCGCCUCGUCAAGGACGGCGGCAUGCGGUACCAGCCGAUCCUCUCGGCGCCCGUCUUUGGUGCCACGUCGACGUUCCAGCGCCGCGGUUCCGGGGCGCAAGCUCCCUCUCCCUCUCCCACCUUUCGUCCUCCCCAUUCGGCCCGGGCAUCGUCACCAACACCGUCCGCAACCGCGUCGCAGGCGUCGCGAGCGGCAUCGUGCCAGGCAACUACGAGCAGCAAGCCACCGUGGGCCAACAGUCUGUGGUACAACCCGUCGGUGCAGCCUGAACAAGCACCGACGCAGGCACCAGCCCAGACACCGCCUCCUCCGCAGACGCAAUCGCAAUCGCAAUCGCAAUCGCAACUGCAGACGGUGAGGACGCUCCAGGUCUCUGCAUCGAACGUGGCCGUGACGACUCCGGCAGGGGCAAAGAAUGGAGCCAUGGCCGCCUUGAAGAAAGAAGCCAACGAAGCACAGAGCGCCAACGUCGUCUCUGCGAUCCAGGAUCUCGUCUCUCAGGUGCAUCUGGGCGACGGUACCCGGCCCCGGUCCAGCUCCAGGUCCAGCAGUGGUCAAGCUAGUGCGGCCACUGGCUCUGCUAGUGACCACUCGAACGACACUGCAAACACUACCCCCGCCGAGGUGUCGAGCAGUGUCACGCCAAGCACUGUUUUUAGGCCAGCUGCGACUGAUCCUGCCCUUACCACCUCGCGUGCUUCAGCCAAUGCAGCCAGCGUCGCCUCGAGCAGGCCCACACCCAGCAGCGCCUCGAACAGGCCCACACCCAGCAGCGAUACAGCGACCGGCUCGAGGGGCGCCGCGGGCGUUGACGGGGUCGCUACCACGGCGCAAGCUCCUGCAAAGCACAUUCUGCCUGCACCGAAGAGCAAUGCUCCCCCCUCCUCUGCUGCUAGUAGAAUUCCGGGCAUCCCCGCCGAUUCGACGAGACCAAAUUCGAAGAAGAGCAGCGCUGUCGCCAGCAAGGAGAACAGCGCAAAUCCCACGCAGACGACAAGUUCCAAUGUGGUAGACUUGGUUUCACCUGAGACCGCUCCUACUGCUUCUCAAACGCAGACUUCCAGUAAUACUCAGUCACCUUCCUCUCAAGUUUCGCCCAUUCAACGUCCAGACACGACGCCGGCAGCUGCGACAAAGAGCCCACCGACACGUUGUGAGCUACGACAGGAGACUUCAGCAACGACGUCUCCGACCGUCACUCGCGCCAGCAGCGCUGAGAAGUCUGCUGAGCACGUCGCCGGCCCACGGAGUGAGCCACCGCGCGCCACAGAGGGGGCCUCGACUCACGGACAAGAGACCACUGGCGGAAGAGAGGACAAUGACAGCGGUGACGGCGGCGACGCCAGAAGUCACUCCCCGAGGAUGCAUACGAGCACGUCAAGAGAGGUGGCCAGAAGAGCCAUGGACCAUCUCUUCGAUCCAGAUUUUUUGCCCGAGAGAGCACCCUGGUAUCGCAGGUGCCUGUAUGCGUCGCGGCACUUCUCCGAUGUCCCCGUCCUGGCCUAUUUAGACCUGUCCAAGUCGCCCCUGAUUGUCAAUGUCAACCAGACGACGAACGUGACGAGAAUCUCGCGCACGCUGGCCGACAUUCUUCGAGAGCAUGCUCGGCGGGGGCUGGGCACCAACGAGCCACCUGUGUUCAGUGAAGAGGGAGACUUGUGCAGCAUGGUGCUCCAGAUCCCUGGGCGAGACGUGCACACCGGCGACGUCGACUUUGUCAUCCGGAUGUUCCACUUUCUUAUCGUCCCAGACGCCAGACUCGUCAAGGACAUUGUCAUUGGCAAGGACCAGCUCGGCAGAAACUGCCUCACACACAAGCCCAGGGGCCAGCUCUUGUUUACGUCCAGGUCUGGGUCCGAGAUUAUGGUCACUCAGACAAAAAAAGCAUACCCUCCUGCUGCCAGACGGUGCAACACCACCACCCAUUACGAGCGUGCUGCUGCCGAAGGGCACCGUGAGCAUCCGCGUGAGCAGCAGUCGACCAUGACCGCAUAUACGGACGCCCGUGAACCUUCACCACGACGCUGGCCCGACCCGGCGCAGCAGCAGCAGCAGCAGCAGCACAUGCACCGUUAUUCGCCACCGGAGACGGCCGACAGCAACCAGGGCACACACGGUGCGUCCAGAAAGCACGCGCGUGACGAAGAGGGCGAGGACGGCGGCGAAGCGGCUCCCUUUCGACCGGCCCCGCCCGUGAGACAGAGGACCGCACCGACAGCAGCCGCGUACGAGCACGGGUCGGGAAGCCCACCGGAUGCUUCGAGGGGCGGCGUGUCUCUCCGAGAGCGUCUGGCGCCUGCACCCAUCCCAUCCCUUCUCGAGCGCAUCUCGUGA